UUAAUUCAUCCCUGGCUCCAGUUGAAGCUCAGAAGCAGCCCUCCAGGCACGAGAGAAAGGAUGAAGACCCCCAUCCCCCUCCACGCCUGGGGCAUCAGGCUGACCCUGCUCUGGCUGCUGGCUGCCCUCCAGGCCUCCUCUGCCCAGCAGAAGGGCAUCGACAUCUACAGCCUCACUGUGGACUCCAAGGUCUCGUCCCGCUUUGCCCACACGGUUGUCACCAGCCGGGUGGUCAACAGGGCAGACUCGAUGCAGGAAGUCACCUUCCAGAUGGAACUGCCCAAGAAUGCCUUCAUCACCAACUUCUCCAUGAUCAUCGAUGGGGUGAGUUACCCCGGGAACAUCAAGGAGAAGGCUGCAGCCCAGGAGCAGUACAGCGCGGCCGUGGCCAGGGGCGAGAGCGCCGGCCUCGUCAAGGCCACCGGGAGAAAGAUGGAGCAGUUCCAGGUGUCGGUGAGCGUGGCUCCUGCUGCCAAGGUCACCUUUGAGCUGACAUACGAGGAGCUGCUGAAGCGGCGCCUGGGCGUCUACGAGCUGCUGCUUAAAGUCCGGCCCCAGCAGCUGGUCAAACACCUGCAGAUGGACAUUCACAUCUUCGAGCCUCAAGGCAUCCGCUUCCUGGACACAGAGAGCUCCUUCAUGACCAACGAGCUGGCGGAGGCCCUCACCACCUCGCAGAACGCCACCAAGGCACACAUCCACUUCAAGCCCACGCUCACCCAGCAGCAAAAGUCGCCGGGGCGGCAGGACACGAUCCUGGAUGGCAACUUCAUUGUCCGCUAUGAUGUGAACCGGACCACUGCUGGGGGCUCCAUCCAGAUCGAGAAUGGCUACUUCGUACACUACUUUGCCCCUGACGGCCUGCCCACUAUCCCCAAGAAUGUGAUCUUUGUCAUUGAUAAGAGCGGCUCCAUGUGGGGCAGAAAAAUCGAGCAGACUCGGGAAGCCCUGAUCAAGAUCCUAGACGACCUCAACCCCAAAGACCAGUUCAACCUCAUCGUCUUCAACAGAGAGGCAACGCCGUGGAAGCCGUCCCUGGUGCCGGCCUCGGCCGAGCAUAUCAAGCAGGCCAGGACCUAUGCCUCCGGCAUCCAGGCCAUGGGAGGGACCAACAUCAAUGAUGCGGUGCUGAUGGGUGUGCAGAUGCUGGACAAAGCCAACCGGGAGGAGACGGUGCCCGCCAGCAGUGUCUCCAUCCUCAUCCUGCUCACAGACGGCGACCCCACAGCAGGCGAGACCAACCCUGAGAGAAUCCAGAAGAACGUGCAGGAGGCCAUCAGCGGCCGGUACGUCCUCUUCUGCCUGGGCUUCGGCUUUGACGUGAGCUACUCCUUCCUGGAGAAGCUGGCUCUGAGCAACGGCGGCCUGGCCCGGCGCAUCUACGAGGACUCGGACUCCAAUCUGCAGCUCCAGGACUUCUACCAGGAGGUGGCCAACCCACUGCUGAUGUCGGUGGCCUUCCAGUACCCCAGCAACGCCGUCGAGGAGGUCACACAGGACAACUUCGGCCUGCUUUUCAAGGGCUCUGAGAUGGUGGUGGCUGGGAAGCUGCGGGACCAGAGCCCUGACUUGCUCUCAGCCAAAAUCAGUGGGCAGCUGUCCAUGCAGAACAUCUCUUUCCUGUCGGAAUCCAGUGCUGCGGAGCAGGAGCUGCGGUUCCAGAGUGUCAAGUACAUCUUCCACAACUUCAUGGAGAGACUCUGGGCCUAUCUAACUAUCCAGCAGCUCCUGGAGCAGCGUGUUGCCGCGGCCGAUGCUAAGAAGGCAGCCCUGGAAGCCCGGGCUCUGGGCCUGUCGCUCAACUACAGCUUUGUCACCCCUCUCACGUCCAUGGUGGUCACCAAGCCUGAAGGCCAAGAACAGUCUCAAGUUGCUGAGAAGCCUGUGGAAAACGAAAACAGGCACAAGAUAAUCAUGCCAGGUCAGAAUAUGUUAAGAUCUCAGACCAUGGGAAGACCAAUGUCCAAACCAAAAGGUGCUGUUAUAGGUGAAGUAAACGGCUAUCCACUGAGAGUUGGUUUACGUGGACCUCCCGGAGACCCUAGACAUUUUGACAGAGAUGUUUUCUUAAACAGACUCGUAAGUGGAAGAGCUUCACUGACACCUGAUUCAGGACUACAGAUCUUACCUAGAGUGAGGGACCAUCCUGACAGGGACACAGGUUUGAAAGAAGCAACCACGGAAUCCUCACCCCCACCCUCCACCCCAGCUCCACUCUUCAUCCUGCCGCUGCCCGGGCAGGAAAUGGAGCAUCUCUGUGUGGACAUCAGCCACUCGGAGGGGCCCGUGAACCUGCUCUCGGACCCUGACCAAAGGGUUGAAGUGACUGGCCAGUAUGAUGCACAGAAGGCCCAGUUUACGUGGCUGGAGGUGCAAUUCAAGGAUCUUCAGCUGGUGGUCUUAGCAUCCCCAGAACACGUGGUGGUGACCCAAGGAAAGAGAAACUCUGAGUACAAGUGGGAGGCCACGCUGUUCCUGGACAUGCGCAGCCUAAAGAUGACCAUGGACAAGGGUGGCCCCCUGCUGUUCAGCAGCCCCGACAAAGUGACCAUCGGCCUGCUGCACUGGAAUGGCCCCGGGCAGGGGCUCAGACUCCUUCUUCAGGACACUGAUCGCUUCUCCAGCCGUGUUGGUGGAAUGCUAGGCCAGUUUUACCAGAAUAUCGUCUGGGAGCCGCCAGCAGCGGACGAUAACAAGUGGACACUGAGUGUCCAGGGUAGUAACCACUCUGCCAUCAGAGAGCACAGGCUGGACUACCAUGGGGGCCUCCCGGGAACAGAGAUCUCCUGCUGGUCUGUGGUGCUAUAGUUGUGAUGGGAAGAGUCGCCCACUCCCGGCACAGUCGCCGUCUUCCUGUGACCACAGGGCCUCCCACGGGGCCUGCACUAUGAGGAGAAGGAGGAGGAGGAGUAGUAUUUCAUUACUAAUAAACAAACAAACAAACAAAAAACAGACAAA
This is a messenger RNA of Erinaceus europaeus (western European hedgehog), 2958 nucleotides long. RefSeq names its product inter-alpha-trypsin inhibitor heavy chain 4 (gene ITIH4). Gene Ontology annotation, biological process: hyaluronan metabolic process. The record is from RefSeq and is a predicted model, not a curated record. NCBI's taxonomy places the organism in Eukaryota, Metazoa, Chordata, Mammalia, Eulipotyphla, Erinaceidae. The coding region runs from base 61 to 2808 and encodes 915 amino acids. Gene Ontology annotation, molecular function: serine-type endopeptidase inhibitor activity. The transcript has 23 exons.